AUGUUGCACACAGACACCUGGGCGAGGUACCUCGCCCAUGACGCGCCGUGGAUGGAGUCUGCGCGUGCAGUUUUGUCGCCUUUAAAGAGCUCCAUUAUUCAUUCUCACCCCACAGUCACCCAUAUGUUUCGCCAGGUAGACACUGCAGCAGAGAGCAUUCUAUCUUUCUAUGCACCCGACCUCCCCGCCAGCAGUCGCCAGAACAGCGGCCUGCCUCUAAUGGAUGGGAAGGAUGUCGCCAUCGUCAUAUCCGCUUAUCUCCUCCUCGUAGCUCUCAGCCUUCUCGUAGGACGCGGGUCCACCACGCAGGCGGUUACCCAAAAGAGGGAAAAACCUCUGCUUGAAAAAAUGGGCCCUGUCUUUGUCUGUCAAGCCAUCUAUAAUAUAGCACAGGUGAUUCUUUGCGGGUUUCUAGUGGCCCGCGUAUUUGAUGUAUGGCGGGCCGAAGAAUAUUCUUUUAUAUGCAAUCGAUUCAACGUGCCCAACACGCGCAUGGCGGAGGUCACCUGGUUCUUCUACAUGCUGAAGUACGUCGACCUGUUGGACACUGUGUUUAUGAUAGUGCGGGGAAAUUGGCGGCAGGUGUCUUUCCUGCAUGUUUAUCAUCACUCUUCUGUUAUUUACAUCUCCUGGGUGAACGCGAGUGUUGGCUAUGACGGAGAGAUCUACUACGUCGUUGCCCUCAACGCUUUGGUGCACGUGGUGAUGUACGCGUAUUAUUUUAUGGCGAGUCUGAACAGUCCGCUGGCGCGGACAAUAAAGAUAUUUGUAACGCAGCUGCAGAUGGCUCAGUUUCUGUCUAUGACGGCGCAUGCUUGUUAUCAUGUGUAUUUUUACAAGUCUUGCCGUUACCCAGUGCGCGUGACCAUUGGUUACUUCUUCUACGUCCUCAGUCUCUUUCUGCUCUUCCGCAACUUUAGCAAAAAAACAUACGGAAAAAAACCUGCAACAGCUGCUGUUGGUGCUGCCAGCAGCAAGGACGGCAGAAGCAACACCAAGGCCAAAGCAGCAUAA
This is a messenger RNA of Eimeria acervulina, 1014 nucleotides long. Its product is annotated as elongation of very long chain fatty acids 4 protein, putative. Gene Ontology annotation, cellular component: endoplasmic reticulum membrane. NCBI's taxonomy places the organism in Eukaryota, Apicomplexa, Conoidasida, Eucoccidiorida, Eimeriidae. Gene Ontology annotation, molecular function: fatty acid elongase activity. Gene Ontology annotation, biological process: very long-chain fatty acid biosynthetic process; sphingolipid biosynthetic process; fatty acid elongation, saturated fatty acid. The record is from RefSeq and is a predicted model, not a curated record. The coding region runs from base 1 to 1014 and encodes 337 amino acids. The transcript has 4 exons.